UAGUAAUGGUGUAAUCGACUUUUUCGACUUAUAAUCGAUUUGAACAAAAAUUUAUUUCAUCACCUUUGAUUUGGAAGAUAGUUUUUUUAUAUAUACCUCUUAUGAGAAGAAUAGAAAAAUCCGAGUCAUUAAAUUUUACUCUUCAAGCCUCAGUGGAGCUUCGUCAAACAAAUAUUGGUCAAGUUCAAUAAACAUUUUUUAAUCAUUAAAAAUUUUGUGGAGAUAUCUCAAAAUCAAUGUGAAAAUUAUACAAAAUAAUUUCUUCAUCGUUACGGCACAAUUUCGAAGUCGAGAAUGGAAGAAUUUAGAAUUCUUAAUAUCUUAAGAAAACGCUUAUACGACUAUUUUUCCUAUGGGGUAAACGGAAAGGAAACCCAAGAUUUCAUCAACGGUACAAUAAAUAAUAUUAUAUUUCGUUUGAGAGGGUAUGAAAAACUGAAACUAAUUAAGUUCGCAGCAUAUUUGAAGACCAUCACACGUUCAGUCAAACAACGACUCCGAAAUAAUAGGAGGUUCAAGAGUAGAUUAAGUUCGGCAAGCAGAAAUCACAUGUCACGUGAUCGCAUUGAUCUACUGACCGAGGAAACAAUUAUUUCGGAAGAAGAAUUAAUUACACAAUUGAACGUGUUUUUUAUUCAAGAACUGAAUACAACAAUCUCAAAUCCACGUCAUUGCAACUCCAAGCGUUUAAAUGGUGCUUCAGUUACACGCCUCUCCAAAUCCUCACCUAAUAUUAACAGUAGCUGUGAAAACGAAGCGAUACUAAAACGAAGUAGUAGCGCUCCUUCCAUAAUGGAAGAAGUGGGACUCAAUACCGUUGAUGAAAGUCUUGGUGUGAAAGUGGAAAUUGCUACCAUCGAAUCCAGAACUUUAUUACCAAAUGUAAAUGAUAGCAUUCCUGAAGGCGAAAAGCGUAUACAAUGCAGUAGUGCACAAAUAGCGUGCAAUAUAGUUGAUGAAGGUGCUGAUAUAGUAGCUGUUACAGAUGCUAAAGAAAAAACAAUGGCUACCAUCGAAUCAACGACUUCAUUACCAAAUCUAAGUGAUAGCAUUUCUGAAGACGAACAACGCAUACGAUGCAGUAGCGCACCCGCUUUGCUUUCACAGGCAAGCUUCAGUUCACAGCAUACCAUUCCCAUGAACCCAUCGAGUUCGGAAGAGCGUAUACCACCCGUUCCGGACAACGAAGAAGUAGUAACUCCCUCUCAUAGUAAUUUAAUUCCAUCACCUGCACACAAUUCGUCAUUUAAUCAGGUUUUAAGUACUUUGAGAAGAAAAAUUCUUCACAUUUUUGAUUUGAUACAAAGAUUGUUUUACCUGCAAUAACAAUCUUUGCCAUGUUGAGAUAAGGACAUUUUUGAUGAAAGCCGAAAGCGCAUAAUUUGGCAUUUAUGUAUGAAUAGAUUUAUCCAUAUGUAAAUGUCCGUAUAAACUGUCUCCAAUAUGAGAAAAAUUUGAAAUCUAAUUUUUCUAAAAACUAAUCAGUUUUCUGCUUUAUGUCAGAUACUUUCAUCAUAUAUCAAUAUAUCCAAGUGCACAUACAUUAUAACAACCUUUGCCAUAUUAAGAUGCGGACAUUAGUAUUUAC
Molecule: messenger RNA, 1588 nt
Organism: Teleopsis dalmanni
Lineage: Eukaryota; Metazoa; Arthropoda; Insecta; Diptera; Diopsidae
Exons: 7
Coding region: 295-1326 (343 amino acids)
Source: RefSeq, a predicted model, not a curated record